Molecule: messenger RNA, 1268 nt
Organism: Anopheles coustani
Lineage: Eukaryota; Metazoa; Arthropoda; Insecta; Diptera; Culicidae
Product: clavesin-2-like
Exons: 2
Coding region: 1-1134 (377 amino acids)
Cellular component (GO): membrane
Molecular function (GO): phosphatidylinositol bisphosphate binding
Source: RefSeq, a predicted model, not a curated record
AUGUCCGAUAUUUGUGACUUCGAGUGGUCCAACAAUCGGUACCGGCACAAUCUGACCAUUUCCGAGCUCAAGCUCGGCUUCAACCGGAACGAACCGACCGACCGAAGCCGCGCCCUGAUCGCCCUGAAGGAGCUGAUCGGGGCGAGCCGGGACUACGCGUUGAAGGAUAAAUCCUGCUUCCAGGACGACGAGUUCCUGUUUCGCUUUCUGUACGCGCGGAAGUUCAACGUCAACGAGGCGUUCCAGCUGGUCAUCAACUAUCACGCGUACCGGCAGCGGAAUGCGGCGCUCCUGCAGCGCCUCUCGGUGCUGGACGAAACGAUACAGAUCGCGCUGCGGGACGGAUUUCCGGGCGUGCUACCGAACCGUGACCGGCGCGGACGAAAGGUGCUGGUGUUCUUCACGGCCAACUGGGACUACGCCUCCUACUCGCUAGUCACCGUGUACCGGGCGAUGCUGCUGACGAUCGAGAAGCUGCUGGAGGACAAACAGAACCAGGCGAACGGUUUCAUCGCCAUCGUCGACUGGACCAACUUCACCUUCCGCCAGUCGUCCAACCUCAACCCGAAGGUACUGAAGCUGAUGAUCGAGGGACUUCAGGACUGCUUCCCGGUCCGGUUCAAGGCGAUCCACUUCAUCGGUCAACCGUGGUACGUGGAGGCGGCGCUCGCCGUCAUUCGGCCAUUCCUAAAGGAGAAAACGCGCGCUCGAAUAAAACUGCACGGCAGCAACCUGUCAACGCUGCACGACUGUGUCGCACGGGACAUCCUACCGACGGAGCUGGGCGGCGAGGGGCCGACAUUCAACCCGCUCAACUGGUACCACGAGCUGCUCGAGUCGAGCCAAACCGUCACCAAGCCGGCACCGUCCUACUGUCUCAGCCAAACGCAAAUCUACACCAAAACGCCGGCACAGUUCGCACCGUGCCGGAUGGGCGAUCUGUCGCCCGCUCAGUCACCCUCGCCCUCGCCACCGUCCUCGCUCUCGUCGGCGAACGGGGCCGAGUUCCUGAAGGCGGCGACCAAGGCGGCCGCCGUCAAGAUCGGCGUCCUGACGGCCAAAGCGAACGAUCCCGCCACCAAUACGCUGCUGGGCGUUACGACGGGCAACGCCGGGUCGGUGUGUGAUUUGUGACGACGGUCGGGAGGUGUGCCGCCCGGCAGAAGCUGCAGCAGCCGGGGCGCCCUAGUAGCGCCCGCUAAAGACUGGAUCGUUUCGGUGGCGAAGGCGGGCGAUAGCCGGCAUUGCGCUUUGAUGAUCUCAUGCCA